AUGGCUGCCGCUGGAUGUGCGUCACUUUUUGUUGCUCUGAUUGGCUUGUAUCUAUCAAAUUGCAACCACAGGCUUUUUGAUCUAGUCUUCCUCAGGCUAGUGAUGCUUUGGUAGUGUAGGAUAACAUUUAAGGAAACGAUUGUAAUAUAACUUUAGGAUUUACUAUUUUGUGUUUAGUCAUCUAGCAGACACUUUUAACCAAAAUGUCUUCUUGAAUUCAGAACCAUAUCAUUGGCUCUGAAUUCAAGACGUCAUGAAUGGCAUAAAUAUUUGGAAUCAAUGAUUGAUGUGAAGUCAUGGACGGCGGUAUGAAUGAUGUGAUGUCAUGGCGGUGGUAUAAAGUACGUUUUAUGAGGUAAUGUGGCUGUGGUAUGAAUGAUGUCAUUGGCUGUGUUAUGAAUGAUGUCGUGGCUGUGGUAUAAAGUACCCUUUCUAUUGUAAAGGCUGGGUAUAGAGCGGGAGGUGAUAUCACAGCUGUUGUCUCCUGCAGACAGAUGAUGGAGCAGCAGCAGCAGAUGCAGGCGCACAUGGAGCGAGAGCGACGGUCCUCCAACUCAGGUUCUCCCUUCCAGGGCCACCAGGCUGUGCUCUCGGUGGCUCCCCCCGUGAUGCCGCCCCCCAUGGGUGGGGGCGGACCCCCGCCACCACCGCCUCCCCCCGGACCUCCUCCCCCCUCCGCGGGCGCGCCGCCCCCUCCCCCUCCCCCCGCCGCUGCCAAUGGGGGGAGGCGGGGGAGGUUUCCGCGGAGACGAGCCCAGCGGCCAACGGGACUGGCCGCCAUGAUCGCCGGCGCCAAGCUGCGACGCGUUCAAAGAUCGGAGGACAGCUCCAACUCCAACGUAGCUCCGAGCAACAAGAACGACGCCAACAGGACCAGCGGUGGGGGGGGCGGGGGGCUGAUGGAGGAGAUGAACGCCCUGCUAGCGCGAAGGUCAACCACACUACAAGGCUCUCUCAUUGACCUCCAUUCAAACUCCUAUUGGCUAGAACUACUUUCAGAGAGGCCAGAGGACAACCAAAAUGAAGACCCAAAUUCUCCCUCACCCAGUACCCGAAGCCAGAAUUCCACAGAUGGUGCGAAGAAGCCUUGGGACCGGGCCAACUCAGCAGAACGAUCAUCACUGGUGUCCAGGGUAAGGCCUGUCGGGAGCAGCAGUGAAACAGACGCCUUAGACCUGGACAGGAUGAAACAGGAAAUCUUGGAUGAGGUGGUCCGUGAAUUACACAAAGUAAAGGAUGAAAUAAUUGAUGCCAUUAGACACGAACUCAGUAGAAUCAGCACGACAUAAUCUACCGGAGCAGUUUCUUCGUUCAGACCCCCCCCCCCACCCGCGCACCAUCACCCCUGCAGCCCCCCCCCCGCUGCAGUCUAGAGGAGGGAGGAGAACGUCAGGAAAUGGAGAGGCCCAGACUGUGACAUCUGUUUCAUUCCGCGUUGCCGUGGUGAUCCCUGCCACGCGGCGACCUGCGUCUCGUCUCUCGUCCCACAACAGUUUAGUUUCGUUUUUUUUUUUUAAAGGAGGAUACGAGGGUAGUGGUGGUGAUCGUGGUGGUGGUGGUGGUGGUGGGUGGGGGUGGGGACGGGGUCGGCAUUCGCUCGCACUGAUUAUUAUGGUUUGUUGAAAUUUUUGUCUGUUUGUUAGACCAGUAAGCCCUUCUGUCCUCAGUUUAAAAAAGAAAAGGAAAAAACAACGGCGUUUCUUUUUUUUUCAAAAAAUUUGUACGGAGAUGAUAUUGCUGUUGCGAUCGUUUCAUUGUUAUCUGCGUUCAUUUUUACGAUUGUCAGUGUCAUGCAGUCAAUGCGAGUUGUAGUAGUUUGGUAGCAACAGUGGUGAUAAUGAUGCGAUAACGAUGGUAAUGAUAAUUUUGACCGGUAUAUUAUAUUGCACAUUAUUUUAUGUCAACCUUUUGUAUUUUAUAUGAAUCAUGAAUCAUCAUGAAUUUUGUUUUAUUUUUUUGUCAUAGAUCGUAUUCAAAGAACACCGUUUUCAACAUCUGACCUGACUUUUGUAUUCUUUUUCCCCCAAAACAAAAAAUCAACGUUUUGACUGACUGAAAAAUCCCAGGUCUUGGCCUGAGACAGAGGGUGAAAUAAAAUAUUGUUCUUUAGAUAUUGCAAACUUAUGAAGAAAAAAAAAAACACACACACACCAGAGUAUUUGUGAUCAUGUUGUUAAUAAAAUGUUUAUUGGCUGCAAGGAUUUGAUGAAGUAUUAUUCAUUUUAUUAUUCAUUCAUUCAUUUUAUGACAAAGUGAUUCCUGGUUUUGAUGAUGAAAAACACUGAGUUUAAAAUGGGAGUCAAUAAAACUGUGAACAAUG
Gadus macrocephalus (Pacific cod) is the source of this 2320-nucleotide messenger RNA. RefSeq names its product Enah/Vasp-like b (gene evlb). Gene Ontology annotation, molecular function: profilin binding; SH3 domain binding. Gene Ontology annotation, biological process: positive regulation of actin filament polymerization; actin polymerization or depolymerization. The record is from RefSeq and is a predicted model, not a curated record. NCBI's taxonomy places the organism in Eukaryota, Metazoa, Chordata, Actinopteri, Gadiformes, Gadidae.